Molecule: messenger RNA, 2398 nt
Organism: Exophiala viscosa
Lineage: Eukaryota; Fungi; Ascomycota; Eurotiomycetes; Chaetothyriales; Herpotrichiellaceae
Exons: 7
Coding region: 371-2068 (565 amino acids)
Biological process (GO): exocytosis; piecemeal microautophagy of the nucleus; maintenance of cell polarity
Cellular component (GO): membrane; cytosol; cortical endoplasmic reticulum
Molecular function (GO): sterol binding
Source: RefSeq, a predicted model, not a curated record
UAAUAAUUGUGGCUUGUGCCUGUCAAAACAUGCCUGUGCAGUGCAUCAUUCGACCUGCGCUGCGCUACAUGCCCUCGCCAUCCCACUAUAAUUCGUACCACCGUAAUCUUGUCUUUACGACUUUCAGGCAUCCUCUUCUCGACUUGGUGAUAUCACCGCAACUUUGACUUCUACCUUCAUCAGCACAAGAACCUCAGGUCUUCUGCUGCGUCUCGACUCGAUAGCAUCGACCCCUCUACGCCAAGCUGACACGAAGCCUUGCAAUCCCGGUCGACGUCAUAUCAACAUAUCCCACUGCCACAUCUUCCCCCUCGACGGACACUUUUAGCUGAACAAGAUUGAUACCUGGUGAGAGUGGGGGUGCGACAAGAUGAAGCAUUCCAUAGGAGCUCUGCGGCAUCGCAGUGAGUCCAAGGGUAGUCGCUCUUCGUCCGAGGACAUCCGCGAUGCCGACAACGAGGACACCACUGUCGUCGAGCCGGAACAGGGGAAUGUCCUUUCACAUAUCAUCUCCCAAUUGCGCCCAGGCGCCGACCUGUCUCGAGUCACUCUUCCUACGUUCAUUCUCGAGGAAAGAUCUAUGUUGGAACGGAUAACAAACUUCAUGGCUCAUCCUGAGACUCUCCUAGCCAUGCCUGACAUUGACGACCCGAUUGAACGCUUUGUCGCAGUUGUCAAGUUCUACCUAAGUGGCUGGCACAUCAAACCUCCCGGCGUCAAGAAACCAUUGAAUCCCAUUUUGGGAGAAAUCUUCACAUGCUAUUGGGACUAUCCAGACAACACCCGAGGUUACUACAUCUCUGAGCAGACUUCACACCAUCCUCCAAAAUCGUCCUACUUCUUUAUGGCUCCGGAACACCACAUUCGGGUUGAUGGCACUCUAAAGCCCCGAAGCAAGUUCUUGGGAAACUCGGCUGCCAGUUUGAUGGAGGGUAUUUCCUAUCUCAGAUUCACAAACAGAGGGAAAUCAAGAGGUGGUGAGAAAUACAUUCUAACACAGCCCAACAUGUAUGCUCGAGGCAUCCUGUUCGGCAAGAUGAAGUACGAACUAGGUGAUCAUUCUGUCGUCCGUUGCCCUGAAAACCAUUUGACGGCCGAUAUCGAGUUCAAGACCAAAGGCUGGGUUAGUGGGACUUACAAUGCCAUUGGAGGAGCCAUCAAAAACGACAAGACCGGAGAAGUACUUUAUGAGCUAUCUGGACUGUGGUCUGGUGAAAUGUAUAUCAAGGACGUCAAAACAGGCCAAAAGAAGAUGUUUUUCGACGCUACCCAUGCCAAACAUACUCCUCCCAAAGCACGACCGAUUGAAGAACAAGACGAACGUGAAUCUCAGAGACUGUGGCUGCCUACGGUAAAGGCUGUUCAUGCUGUGGAUCACGACACUGCCACAACCGAAAAGGCAAAGAUUGAAGACCGACAGAGAGAGGAAGCCAAGCGAAGAGAGGAAAAGGGCAUCGACUGGCAGCCGAAACUCUUCCGAAGGGUGCAAGCUGAGGAAGGUGAAGAGGAUCUUGAAUGGAUCAUAAAUGCGCAUCUGGACACGAACGAUCCCAAAGAGCUUACGGAGAAGAUUCUUGCGAUAUACCCCAUUGUGCCUGGACAAAAGCCAAGCCCUGAACAGCAAGCGUCCAUGCCCAGUCAUACUCAACAACAGACUCCUCAGCAGUCUGGUCAACAUGCUCCCCAACCUGCAUCCCAACCUGCAGCUCCGCCCGCUCGACAACAGGCUCAGCAGCCUCCUAUGCAGCAGCCUCCUAGACAGCAAGCAAAACUGAUUGACUUCGACUCGAGACCAUCAAGCACUGCUCCACCCGAGCCAGCCGGGAAUGUCAAUCCAGGACCUGCACAGCCAGCGCAGCCGACGUCUUAUUCCCAGCAAGUUCCCUUGAGUCAAAGCGCGACAGUCAAUCCGCCAAGAGGAUCGAGUUUGAUGGACGAUGACCUUUCGCACGAUAUGUCAAAGAUGAACAUGCAUGCAAGCAUGGUGCCUCAGGGAACGAAACCACUCAAGAGGGCUGACACAGAUAGCAACGAGGUGGACACAUUUGUAGAUGCAGCUGAAGAUUGAGGGCCAACAAGCCUGUAUACGCAAGACUCUCUCACUUGUGGUCUAUGAUAAAACGAAGUAUGGGUACCUCUGGGAUGUCCUCUUUGGGGCCUUUCCAGGCUAAUUGGCUUUUGUUGUGAGGAAGGUCAGCAGAAGAAAAGGGCGUCGAGAUGAAUAGGCUGCUUGAAAGAUAUCCAUGCAUUUCAACAUGUAAACCACAAUAGACCACUUCCUAAUGGACCUCUUAGCCAUGGUAGCGAAAUGUAUGCCUCAGAAUGUACUCGUGAACAGAUGUCAGCCAGCUAGACCAAAUCGAGGUUAAACCUCAACGGCGCGGCUGGUGAAUGGCCC